This is a messenger RNA of Orbicella faveolata, 8896 nucleotides long. RefSeq names its product cytoskeleton-associated protein 5-like. The record is from RefSeq and is a predicted model, not a curated record. Gene Ontology annotation, molecular function: microtubule plus end polymerase activity; microtubule plus-end binding. NCBI's taxonomy places the organism in Eukaryota, Metazoa, Cnidaria, Anthozoa, Scleractinia, Merulinidae. Gene Ontology annotation, biological process: microtubule polymerization; spindle organization; establishment or maintenance of microtubule cytoskeleton polarity.
UGUUCGUUGAAAAUUGCGGCGGAGGUAAUCGUUGAAAAUUGUAUUUUCCAGCACAUUUGCAAGAAAGUACAAGCUGCAUUUGUACAUAGAUUAAGACGUCUGGAAAAUAUGCGAUAAGCCAUGGCGGAUGAUGCCGAUAUUACGAAGCUGCCGCUCGAAGAUCGCCUCGUACACAAGGUAUGGAAGGCAAGGUUAAGUGGGUACGAAGAGUUGGUAAAAAUUUAUAAAAAGAUAGACGACGAAAACAACAAUGAGUUUAAUAAGUAUCUGGGAAUGCUCAAGAAGUUUGUGGUCGACAAUAACGCUGUUGCUCAAGACAAGGGUCUCGAAGCCAUUCUGGCUUUCUUAGAAGGUGCUUCGCCUUCUAUCUCUGGAAGAGUUGCUGGAGAUCUCAUAGCUGGAGUAGUGACCAAGUGUUUAAAUGCCAGACCAAAAACCAAGGAAAAGGGAAUUGAUAUUAUUUUGAUGUACAUUGAAGUCGAGAAACAAGACGUAGUUCAGGAGGAGGUCUUAAAAGGACUGGAGAACAAACAGCCUAAAAUUGUUGCUGCUUGUACUAGUGUGCUGCGUCAAGCCAUCAGUGAAUUUGGUGGCAAAGUCUUUAGUUUAAAGCCCAUUGUCAAAGUUCUACCUAAACUGUUUGAUCACAGUGAUAAAAAUGUCAGGGAAGAGGCCAAAGCCCUUGCCAUUGAAAUAUACAAGUGGAUCAGAGACAUCAUCAAAACACAGCUUCAGAAUAUAAAACCCGUUCAGUUAAAGGAGCUGGAAGAAGAAUGGGGGAAGCUUCCACCGGCCCCGCCUGCCCCUACCAGAUUCACCCGAAGUCAACAGCAGAAGAUGGCAGAGCAUGCAGCUGUUGCACCUGCCGCUACUGAUGGAGAUGAUGAAUCAGCAACUGAUGGAGGUUCUGUGGUUUUUGUACGAACAAUAAUUGAAAUGAAGCUUGUUGGUUUCCUUUAUAUUUUGUUUCGCAUACUUUCUUACACAUACUUUCUCAAUGUUUUACAGUUAAAGGAGCUGGAAGAAGAAUGGGGGAAGCUUCCACCGGCCCCGCCUGCCCCUACCAGAUUCACCCGAAGUCAACAGCAGAAGAUGGCAGAGCAUGCAGCUGUUGCACCUGCCGCUACUGAUGGAGAUGAUGAAUCAGCAACUGAUGGAGGUGGAGUGGCUGUCCCUGACCAGGAAGCUAUUGAUCCAUAUGCACUAAUAGAGGCAGUUGAGAUUCUUUCAAAACUUCCCAAGGACUUCUAUGAAAAUUUGGAGAACAAGAAAUGGCAAAUAAGAAAGGAAGCAUUAGAAGCACUUGAAAAACUUGUGUCAAAUCCUAAACUGGAAGGAGGACAGUACGGAGAACUACUGGGUGCCUUGAAGAAAAUCAUUACCAAGGAUGCAAAUGUUAUAGUUGUGGCUCUAGCAGCCAAGUGCACUGGUCAGUUAGCGACAGGUCUGCGCAAGAAGUUCACACAGUAUUCCUCCAUGAUAAUAACUCCACUCUUGGAGAAAUUUAAAGAAAAGAAAACAAAUGUGGUGGCUGCUUUAAGAGAGGCUGUUGAUGCUGUUUUCCUCACUACAAGCCUGUCUGCAAUGCAAGAAGAUCUUUUAGCAGUUCUUGAAAGCAAAAAUCCUUCUGUCAAGGAGGAAACUAUCCGAUUUCUGGUUCGUUGCUUCAGCAAGAGCACACCAGCGGCACUGCCCAAGACUUUCCUGAAGCCAGUUUGUAGCAGUCUUCUGAAGAGGAUGGAUGAUACUUCAGGUCCUGUAAGAGAUGCAACGGCAGAGGCAUUAGGUACAUUGCUGAAGGUUAUGGGAGAGAGACCUUUAAACCCAUACAUUGAACAACUUGAUAAAAUCAAGAUGGACAAGGUCAAAGAAUGUGCUGAGAAGGCGGAAGUGAGUGCCGUUCCUGGCAGUGCAGCUGCUAAACCAGCUAGUGCUGGGGCAACCAGUACGGAUGGUGGCAAGAAAGAGGCAGCAGCGGUCAAGAAGCCAGCUCAGAAAUCAUCCAAACCUGCUGGUAAAGCAACUGAUUCUGCCAAACCUGCUUCAGCUUCUUCUAGCUCAGGGCCCCCGAAGAAGAAACCAGCAGCAGGUGGUGGUGGAAAAGCAGUGAAAGGAAAGAAGAAGGCUUCUGCUACUACUUACGAUAGUGAGGAACCAACUGAACAAGAGAUGUCGCCAGAAGAUGUCGACGCAAAAGCGGCAGAGAUGAUCUCUGAAGCUAUAUUAAACCAGCUUGUGCAUGCCAACUGGAAGGAGAGACUAGCUGGUAUAGAAGCUGUUACUGAGCUUGUGAAGGGUAUGGAUCCAAAAACUACUCCAUCUCAAGUCCUGAUCAGAGUUCUUGCCAAGAAACCUGGCUGGAAAGAUACGAACUUCCAGGUUCUGAAGGCGAAGUUUGCUCUGUGUCAGUAUAUAGCACAGAACAUCAAGACGUUUUCUAAACGCAGUGCUUUUUAUGCUCUUGAUGGGUUGGUGGACAAGAUUGGAGAUAUAAAGUUGAAGGAUGUGAGCAAAGAAACACUCACUACAUUUGCUGUGGUGAUAUCUCUUAACUACAUAAGCUUGAAGGUUUCAAAACAUGCUGGCUCACAGAAGAACCCCAAAGUUCUGGCAGAAUCUCUUAACUGGCUCUCUGACGCAGUCAAAGCAUUUGGUUUCAAAAUUGACCUCAAGCCACACAUCAGCUACAUCAAGGAAGCGUUGACAAAUACAAACCCAGCUGUCCGCACUGCUGCCAUCUCAUUGCUUGGUACGCUGCACAUGUAUGUGGGAGCCAGUCUUAGGAUGUUCUUUGAGGAAGAGAAGCCAGCUCUCUUGCAGCAAAUUGACGCAGAGUUUGAAAAGAUGAAGGAUGAGAAACCUCCAGCGCCCACGCUAGGCCUGUCUCCUAAGGGAGCUGAUGAUGAAGAGGGAGGGGAGGAUGGAGAAGAUGGUGGGGGGGAAGGAGAGGAAGCUGUUGCACCAACUGUCAAUUUAGCCGAUCUUGUUCCUAGGAAUGAUAUAAGUGAUCAGAUAAAGCCAGCACUGAUUACAGAGCUUGGAGACAAGAAUUGGAAAGUCAGAGGCGAGGCCCUUCAAAAGUUGAUAGAUAUACUAUCUGCUGCAAAGUUUAUCACUCCUGAGCUAGGAGAACUGCCCCCAGCUUUGAAGGCUCGUUUGGGCGACUCCAACAAAAAUCUGGUGACCAUAACACUGAAUAUCUGCACAACAUUAGCAACUGCUAUGGGUCCACAAAUUAACAGGCACCUGAAGACUCUAGGUGCAGGAAUAUUCAGUACAUUAGCAGAUGCCAAGAACACUGUCAGAGCUGCUGGAAUCACCGCUCUGAAUGCCUGGCACAAAGAAAUAGGAUUAGCGCCAUUUAUUGAAGGCGAGGUCAUCUUUGGAGCUCUAAGCACCGAGAAUCCAAAUCUAAGAACAGAGGUGUUAGGCUGGUUAGAGGAGAAGUUACCAGUAGAAAAGAACCUUCCUUCCACUCUAGUUGCUGUAGUAGCACCUUUGUAUUCCUGUUUAGAGGAUCGUAGUGUUGAUGUCAGGAAGAAAGCUCAAGCUGUGGUGCCUCUUAUGAUGCAGCAUGUUGGCUGGGACACCAUGUGUAAACAGGCCAAUAAACUUAAGCCUGCUUCAAAAUCCAGUGUAAUGCCAAUUCUAGAGAAGGCAAAAGGAUCCCUCCCUGAGCCCACAAAAGGCCCAGGCAAACCAGCGGCUGCUAAACCAGCCAGCAGCAAGACUCAGGCAGACUCAUCAGCCACAUCCGGCGGAAGUGCGUCAUCAUCAGCCUCAUCUACGUCAUCAUCUGGUAACAAGAAAACCAAGCCCGGAAGCAAGCCGGCGGAAUCGAAGGCAAGUAGAGUAUCCGAGGGAAGUUUGACUCUUGGACGAUCACUCAGUAUGAUUAGGUCAUCCAAGAAGUCCACGGCAGAUGAGGAAAUUGAAGGCCCGCCUCUCUUGAGACACAACGGCAAAGAUGGCCGGUUUAAAGACGAAAAAGACCUCAAGGUGUUAAAGUGGAAUUUCACUGCUCCCAGAGCGGAGUUUGUUGAACAGCUUAAGGAACAGAUGAGGCCCUGCUUUGGAAAGACAUUGCACACGAACUUGUUUCACGCUGACUUCAAGUAUCAUCUUAUUGGAAUAAGCACCAUGCAGCAGUGUGCUGUACCACCAUCAGACGCACCUUACCAAACAGAAGUGAUACAGUCAUUAGAUCUGAUCCUCAAGUGGGUCACCUUACGGUUCUUUGAUACCAACACCACAAUACUCAUCAAAUGUCUGGAGCUCAUGGACGCUAUAUUCGUCAUGUUAGCGCAGGCUGAUUAUCAAAUGUUAGAGUUUGAAGCUUCCAGUUUUAUUCCUUAUCUUGUUCAAAAGGUUGGCGAUCCAAAGGAUGUUGUGAGAAAGAUGAUUCGUAAUCUGUUUAAACUGCUCACAAAGAUUUACCCUGCGAGUAAACUGUUUAACUAUGUCAUGGAGGGUAUCACGUCCAAGAACUCCAAGACAAGAAUGGAAUGCCUUGAAGAGCUUGGUUCUCUGAUCCAAGUGUACGGUAUGAACGUGUGCCAACCCACCCCUCCCAAGGCUCUGGCGGCCAUCGCUGCUCAGAUAGGCGACAGAGAUAACGGAGUGAGAAAUGCCGCAUUGAAUGCUGUGGUGGAAGCUUACUUUCUUAUUGGAGAGAAAACGUGCUACAAGUACUGUUCACAGCUGUCUGACAAGGACCUUGCGUAUUUAGAGGAACGUAUAAAACGAUCUUCAAAGAAUCGUCCGAACACCGCUCCUGCAAAUGAAAACACAACAAAGACCAGCGUCAGUGCACGCGGAGGGAGUGACUCUUCAGCCAAUGGAGGCAAGAAAAGAGAGGAAAAAAGACCCGGCAAGGCACAGAUGGCAAGGCCUGUCACAGCACCCGCACCAAGACAGUCUGACAAUAUCCGGCGGGAGUUCAGUCUUGAUAUUGAUGGCAUUGAAGGAGAUGAUUUACAUCAUGAAGUGGCUGUACCGACACUGGAGACUAAUGAAGCUUUAGAUGACUUGAUCAGUGCACCUGUACACAAACCUCACACCAAAAACCCCGCCUCUCCUCAUAUGGGAGUGUUCAGCCGGACAAACCCGACCGCGGCUUUCAACUACGUCAUCUCUCAGAUAGCCAGCGGUGACGUCACGGCUAGUACCCAGGCCCUAGUACAGUUUGAAAAAGUAGUACGGAAUAAAAACCACAAGGAAGUCAGUAAACACAUCGACCAGUUUCUGAAUGCCGUCUCCCUUCAACUGAACAUGAUCCUCACCACACACAUCCCUAACAUUGAAUCCGGCCAGCAGCCAGAGGCGACAGUGCUGAGACUCAUCAACUGUCUGACGGACACCAUGUUGGGUGUGUUCUCCAGCCCUCCGCUCGCUCGCGCCGUAUCCCGCAGCUCACUGAAGCAGGUGAUGCAGGUGCUGAUAACGGUGUUGUCAGAUGAUCGCUUGGCGGCUCUGGAGGAUGGGCCACAGAUAUUGAGAGCUAUUAAUAUUUUGAUGGUCAAGGUGAUCGAGAUGUCUGACCAGACGUAUUGUGCUGUACCGCCAUCAGACGCACCUUACCAAACAGAAGUGAUCCAGUCAUUAGAUCUGAUCCUCAAGUGGGUCACCUUACGGUUCUUUGAUACCAACACCACAAUACUCAUCAAAUGUCUGGAGCUCAUGGACGCUAUAUUCGUCAUGUUAGCGCAGGCUGAUUAUCAAAUGUUAGAGUUUGAAGCUUCCAGUUUUAUUCCUUAUCUUGUUCAAAAGGUUGGCGAUCCAAAGGAUGUUGUGAGAAAGAUGAUUCGUAAUCUGUUUAAACUGCUCACAAAGAUUUACCCUGCGAGUAAACUGUUUAACUAUGUCAUGGAGGGUAUCACGUCCAAGAACUCCAAGACAAGAAUGGAAUGCCUUGAAGAGCUUGGUUCUCUGAUCCAAGUGUACGGUAUGAACGUGUGCCAACCCACCCCUCCCAAGGCUCUGGCGGCCAUCGCUGCUCAGAUAGGCGACAGAGAUAACGGAGUGAGAAAUGCCGCAUUGAAUGCUGUGGUGGAAGCUUACUUUCUUAUUGGAGAGAAAACGUGCUACAAGUACUGUUCACAGCUGUCUGACAAGGACCUUGCGUAUUUAGAGGAACGUAUAAAACGAUCUUCAAAGAAUCGUCCGAACACCGCUCCUGCAAAUGAAAACACAACAAAGACCAGCGUCAGUGCACGCGGAGGGAGUGACUCUUCAGCCAAUGGAGGCAAGAAAAGAGAGGAAAAAAGACCCGGCAAGGCACAGAUGGCAAGGCCUGUCACAGCACCCGCACCAAGACAGUCUGACAAUAUCCGGCGGGAGUUCAGUCUUGAUAUUGAUGGCAUUGAAGGAGAUGAUUUACAUCAUGAAGUGGCUGUACCGACACUGGAGACUAAUGAAGCUUUAGAUGACUUGAUCAGUGCACCUGUACACAAACCUCACACCAAAAACCCCGCCUCUCCUCAUAUGGGAGUGUUCAGCCGGACAAACCCGACCGCGGCUUUCAACUACGUCAUCUCUCAGAUAGCCAGCGGUGACGUCACGGCUAGUACCCAGGCCCUAGUACAGUUUGAAAAAGUAGUACGGAAUAAAAACCACAAGGAAGUCAGUAAACACAUCGACCAGUUUCUGAAUGCCGUCUCCCUUCAACUGAACAUGAUCCUCACCACACACAUCCCUAACAUUGAAUCCGGCCAGCAGCCAGAGGCGACAGUGCUGAGACUCAUCAACUGUCUGACGGACACCAUGUUGGGUGUGUUCUCCAGCCCUCCGCUCGCUCGCGCCGUAUCCCGCAGCUCACUGAAGCAGGUGAUGCAGGUGCUGAUAACGGUGUUGUCAGAUGAUCGCUUGGCGGCUCUGGAGGAUGGGCCACAGAUAUUGAGAGCUAUUAAUAUUUUGAUGGUCAAGGUGAUCGAGAUGUCUGACCAGACGUAUGUUUUAGGCUCCUUGAUCAAACUCCUACAAGACUGUCUCAAGCUUCUUCAAGAGACCACCGGCACGUCGCUCAGCUCGCCCAAGUUUCUUGACCUCGUUAUGAAGUGUCUUUGGAAAGUUGUUCGCAGUUUACCUAAAAACAUCUCAGAUGUGAAAGUGGAUCAGAUUCUUUUGGAUAUUCACACGUUCCUGUUGACUCACCCGGAUCAGAUGUGGAAAAACCGCGCUGAUGAUACACCGCUCAGAACUAUCAAGACUGUGCUGUACACGCUAGGGAAACUCAAGAAACAAGAGAUCUUAGAUUGUCUGGGGUUGAUAGAUGAUCCAGAUAGUAGCGAAGUUGCCGCGUACUUGAAGAAAAUUCUGAAGAGCAAUGGUCGCCGAGGCACCGAGAAUCACGUGAACGGAAGUGACUCAACGACGCCACGUAGGGCCUCGGUACCAGACCUCUUGGUGGGGGUUGAUGGCGGAAACAAGUUCCAAAACAAAGAGAAGAUCAAUGAGAAGCUAGCGGAGAUAUUCGCUAAGAUAGGCUCAAAAGAAAACACCAGAGAGGGCUUAGCUGAGCUUUAUGACUUCAAACAAAAAUAUCCCGAGGCUGACAUUGAUCCAUUUCUCAAACGAACUUCCGAGUUUUUCCAGAGUUACAUCGAGAGAGGAUUAAAAAAUAUCGAGAUGGAGAGAAAAGGAAGAAAAGUAACAGGAAACGGUUCUUCCUCGGGGAUAUCGACUGCAGCAGUCAGCUCUGCGAAUUCCACAGCAGCGGAAAACACUGACGAUGCCGACUCGUACAGAGACCGACUAAAGGUGCUUAGAAUGAGAGCUGGCCUUGAUAACGGCGCCAACACUGAAUCAAAGAAAACGGAAAAGGCAGACCAGCGCGUUCCCGAGUAUGGAGGAGAUCCUUCGUUAGACGAUCAGAGGCUCUCAGAGGCAGACAAACGGCCUUCCUACACAAAUAUCCCCGCAGUCAUUUCACAGUCGACGGAUACCGGUGAUUCGAUAUCUGCGGAUCCAGACAGUAUAUUGGACAUCAAGAAAAGACUUGAACGCAUUAAGAACAAUUCAAGAAACUGACAAACUAUUUCAUGAUGUUCUUCACGAGCAACUGGCAAAACAAAAACUAGCGUGAAGAAUUACGUCAAAACAAAAGAUGUAAAGGGAAAGACAAAAGCAGCGAGUGGAACGAAAAGUGGCAAAAAAUUGGAAUGUAGAUUCCUUAACCCCAAAGAGGCACUUACUAUGUGUAGAAUAUGGGCUUCUGUUGCGAAGAGCGUUGGACUCAAGCAAUGAAGUUCUUGAUCAAUUUUUCAUAUGAUUUUGUUGCGUUUCGCAUCACUGAGUCAAUCAAGACGAAGAUAAUGAUAGAAUUCACAAUGGACUCAGUCUUGUGUUUGCAACGAAAUCUGACAAUUGCUACGAAGGAUUUUGCUAAAAAAAAAGAAUCUUUUUGAGGUGUUACAGUUUUUCGCUUUUAAACGGAAUGACUGGGAAAUCAUAGUACCAUUUGCUUAUAUCGCUAGUAUCUUAUCCUGAUCAGUGCAGCCAUUUCUGUUGUUACCCAGCCUGUAAUAGUGACGGCUCCGGGUUGUUCGAAAGGUAGAUAACCCUAUCCACCGAUAAAUCACUAACCAGUGGAUAGCGUGGUUUGGUUUGUAAACACUGAUCCACUGGAUAGCGAUUUAUCCGGUGCCUUCGAACAACCGGGGUCAGGAAAAUAUCCGCAAAUGGUACUACUUCCUGUCAGUUUAUUGAUUACAAGAUUGUGUGACGCUUUUGAUGUCACGCGUGGUCACGGGUGUUGGUGUCGCCGCUCAAAAAUGAAGAGCUUUAUAUUUUUGACUCGGUUAGUUAUAAUUGUUCAUAUUAGAUAAAAGUGUGGUUAUUGUUUGUAAAAAAAUCUAGUGUACAGUAUAAUAGCUUGCUUGUACAUAUUGAAAUUAAA